Crotalus tigris (Tiger rattlesnake) is the source of this 6003-nucleotide messenger RNA. RefSeq names its product bone morphogenetic protein receptor type 2 (gene BMPR2). The transcript has 13 exons. Gene Ontology annotation, biological process: protein phosphorylation; cellular response to growth factor stimulus; BMP signaling pathway. Bases 2329 to 5448 code for a protein of 1039 amino acids. Lineage: Eukaryota; Metazoa; Chordata; Lepidosauria; Squamata; Viperidae. The record is from RefSeq and is a predicted model, not a curated record. Gene Ontology annotation, cellular component: signaling receptor complex; plasma membrane. Gene Ontology annotation, molecular function: ATP binding; transforming growth factor beta receptor activity.
CUUGGGUUUUAUCUUUCUUAACCAUGGGAGCUGCCAGUCUUACCAGGUAGACCAGAAAGGCAACACAAGUAGAUGAGCUAACUGUACUUUAUUGUAAAGCUACAUUAACAGAACUUUGCACAUUCAAAACUACAAGUCUUCCACCAUUUCUUUUACAUUCUGAGAAACUAUUAUAGAUAAAGUCUCUUAUAAGCCUCUUGCUCUGCCCACUAUUCAGUUGCAGGUUAUGUCCUCUCUUAUCUGAAUGUUCCAUAGCUAGGCAGUAUCGCCCCCACCAAGUUUUUUUCCAUAUGCCAUUACAGGCACUUACCAUCCCUUUAUUUAGACUAAGCAAUUUUAAGGUGUGCAGGUUUCAUCUCCCAGAAUUCCUUAGCCAGCAUGUUGAUUAGGGAAUUCUGGGAGUUCAACUGCACAUCUGGAAGGUAUUGAGAAACACUGCAUAAAACAAAUACAAAGCUUCCAAGGGUUUUUAAUUCUCCCAACUCCGGUCAUCUAUCUGAACUACAGUAAUAUUCUGGGUUAUAUGUAUCCCUCUCUUACUUUCCCUAUACAGUUCGUUACAAGAAAUCGUUUAAAGAAACUAAGGCGAUUUACUCCCGGCGAAUAAAAAUGCGCCCAAUACGAGCAUUUAUUUUAUUUGCUGAUCUUGGCUUCGCUAGCCGUAAAGCAUUCCCAAGACCACGGGAGGGAUUCAGCAAAUAAAGCAAACACUGGGGAGCAGUCGCCAGAAAAGAAAGAAGCCAACGUUCCUCCCUCCGCACAGCUGGGCUCGAGCCGCCAAACUAGCAAUUCCUGGCAACAUGGCGCUGCAGGAGGGGCUCAGAGAACCUUCUGCCGGGCCCCUCUCCUUCGGCUCGCCCGCAACUCCACCAAAAAGGCCUCGAGCGACGGCAGCAAGAUUCGGCCGGCUGAGGGGGUCGCUCUAGCUCGAGCAGGAGAGCCAUCUCUAUGCUCCAGGCAUCCAAAGGCUGUGUCCGACCAGCGCGCGAGGGUCGGAGCGCUCUCGGGAAGGGAGGAAGUAAGGAAGGAGGGAGGAAAGGAAGGAAGGAAGGAAGGAAGAAGGGCGAGCUCGAGCUCAGCAGACGACGGGUGGAGCGGAGCAGCAGCAGCAGGAUAGGGCCGGGCGGGGCUUCGCGGCGCCCACGGGCCAGGCGCUGAGACUGGCAGUUUAGCAGCGACUCCCCUUUGUGUCUGGACUGAGAAAAGGGGAGCCGCUGCCAGCCAGCCAAGCCCAGCUGCCGGAGGCGGGGAGGCGACGCGACGUGAGAAUCCUCCUGCACGAAGCCUUCGCGGGCGGAGGAAGAGCCGGGCAGACGGGAAGCUGAACUCCCCAGUGGGGGUGGAGGAAACAGGGCAGGGUCGCGAGUGAGUGUGUGAGGGUGCAUGAGGGCGAAAGGGUUUGGCCGCCGCGGGAGCGCUUGUCACGGGUUCCCUCUCAGGUUCUGAUCGCUGGCGAACCGGGCUCUUGCGAGGGGAGGGAAGAAGGUGGAAGAAGUGGCUCUCCCCUCCCCUCUUCCCGCUGGGACCACGAAAGGAGGGAGGGGGAAGACAGAAAGAAAGUGCAUUUUUCCAAGGGCUGCCUACGAGGAAAGGCCGCUUUGCGCCGGGGCUGCUCGGAGCCAGGAACUGGGAAACCCUGAUUUGCUGCUGCUGCUGUUGCUGCUUCAUAGAAACGCCCGGACUUUCUGCCCGUUUCCUUGGUUGGAGUUAUUUCCUUUUCGGCGUACUUGCGUGCGUGUGGGUGCGCGUGUAAAGCAAAGUGGACGCCGAGUGUGAUAAAUUUAAUUCGAGAUUGAUGGCACGUAAUGGGGCAGUGGGUCCUUAAAAUUCCCCGUAAAGAAGAUGACGACUUAUUAUUUCUAAGUGACAGGAAAUAGCCUUUUCUUAAAAAAGGGACAGCACAAAGAUUUGGAUCCAGUUUUCCUUAUCUUAAAUCUUGGCCUUUAAAUCUGUCUACAUUUUUCCUUUUGUGGUGACAAUCGAUUUUUUUUUUUUGUCCUUUUCACCUCUGGAUAUGAUUCAUUUGAAACUUGAGUGGUGUGGUGACGCUCUGAAGACACAUGGGAGUUAAUUUCAAUAUUACAAUAAUGACCAUCAUCUUAAGAAAAAGAACAUGCAUGUCGGUUUGUGAAAAACUCAUCUUCUGAGGCCAAGCCCUGAACCAUGAAGGCAGAUUUGCUUAAUGGAAUAAAAGCUCAAACAGCUCCUCUUAUCUAUCAUUUGCCCUUUCAGACUGGAUUGUAAACUGAGAAAUUAAGACUCUUGGAAGACAACAGAUUUCCUCCUGUCAGCAUUUUUUAAACUAUACAUAGCUGGAUUCCUCCAAAUAUGACUGACUUGCUGCAGCACCUUUUACUGGUGCUCUUGUUCUCCAGUGCCACCUUACAACUCAGCAUUGCGGCUGCUGCCCAGGAUGAAGAGACAAAAUGUGCAUUUAGAGAUUCCUACCAAAAUGAUCAUGGGAUUAGUGAAAGUCAGAUUUCUCAAGAGAAUGGUACAGUUUUAUGUAUGAAAGGAAGUACCUGCUAUGGUCUCUGGGAAAAAACCCGAGAAGGAGAAAUACAUCUUGUGAAACAAGGAUGUUGGACUCAUAUAGGAGACCCCCAAGAGUGUCAUGCUGAAGAAUGCAUAGUAACAACCACUCCUUCCUUGAUUCAGAAUGGGACAUACCGUUUCUGCUGCUGUAGUACCAACCUGUGCAAUGUCAACUUCACAGAGAACUUUCUACCACGAGUUCCUAUAAAUCCAACACCUUCUGAUCCUCCGCAACGAGAUGACACAGUUGUAAUAACUCUGGCAUCAGUAUCUGUACUGGCUGUUUUGAUGGCUGUUAUUUUCUUUGGAUACAGGAUGUUAGGAGGAAUCCGUAAAAAAGGCCUGCAUACUAUGAACAUGAUGGAAGCAGCAGCUUUAGAACCCUCAUUAGAUCUGGAUAGUUUGAAACUACUGGAGCUUAUUGGCCGAGGGAGAUAUGGAGCUGUAUACAAAGGAUCUUUAGAUGAGCGUCCAGUGGCUGUAAAAGUAUUUUCUUUUGCUAAUCGUCAGAAUUUUAUAAAUGAGAAAAAUAUUUAUAGAAUCCCACUGAUGGAACAUGACAAUAUUGCUCACUUCAUUGUGGGGGAUGAGAGAUGCACUGCAGAUGGACGGAUGGAAUAUUUAUUAGUAAUGGAAUAUUAUCCCAAUGGUUCUUUGUGCAGAUAUCUGACUCUCCAGACUAGUGAUUGGGUGAACUCUUGCCGAAUGGCGCAUUCUGUAACUAGAGGCCUGGCAUAUCUUCAUACAGAAUUACCACGAGGAGAUCAUUAUAAGCCUGCUAUUUCCCAUCGUGAUUUGAACAGCCGCAAUGUAUUAGUAAAGAAUGAUGGAACGUGUGUCAUCAGUGAUUUUGGCCUCUCCAUGAAGCUAACAGGAAAUAGACUGGUGCGCCCAGGUGAGGAGGAUAAUGCUGCAAUUAGUGAGGUUGGGACAAUUCGCUAUAUGGCCCCUGAAGUGCUGGAAGGAGCAGUAAAUUUAAGAGACUGUGAAUCAGCUUUGAAGCAAGUCGAUAUGUAUGCACUUGGACUAAUCUACUGGGAGAUUUUUAUGAGAUGUACAGACCUCUUCCCAGGAGAAUCUGUGCCAGAGUUCCAAACAGCAUUCCAAAUAGAAGUUGGAAACCACCCCACUUUUGAAGAUAUGCAAGUCCUUGUUUCUAGAGAAAAGCAAAGACCAAAAUUCCCAGAGGCCUGGAAAGAGAACAGCUUGGCUGUGAGGUCACUGAAAGAGACAAUCGAAGACUGCUGGGAUCAAGAUGCUGAAGCUCGGCUGACAGCCCAGUGUGCUGAAGAGAGGAUGGCUGAACUCAUGAUGAUUUGGGAGAGGAACAAAUCUGUCAGUCCAACUGUUAACCCUAUGUCUACAGCUAUGCAAAAUGAACGAAACCUGUCACACCAUAGACGAAUGGCAAAGAUCAGACCAUAUCAAGAGUAUUCUUCCUCAUCUUUCAUUGAGGAUUCAAUUAAUCACAGUGACAGCAAAGUGAAGAACAUUUCAUCUGAACUUUCAGUGUCCAGCACACCACUGACAGUUGGGGAGAAGAAUAGAAAUUCCAUUAACUAUGAACGGCAGCAAGCACAAGCUCGUAUUCCAAGCCCUGAGACUAGCGUUACCAGCUUGUCAACCAACACUACCACCACCAACACAACUGGCCUUACUCCAAGCACUGGAAUGACCACCAUAUCUGAAAUGCCUUAUUCAGGUGAAACAAACAUUUGUGCUGCAAAUGGCAUGCAGUCAUGUGGGCCAACUCCUGUUUGUCUGCAGCUAACAGAGGAGGAUUUGGAAACUAACAAGCUGGAUCCAAAAGAAGUGGAUAAAAACUUAAAAGAAAGCUCUGAUGAAAACCUGAUGGAGCAUUCGCUUAAGCAGUUCAGUGGACCAGAUCCACUUAGCAGCACUAGUUCCAGUUUGCUGUACCCACUGAUAAAAUUGGCAGUAGAAGCAAAUGGACAACAGGACUUCAUGCAAAUUGGAAAUGGCCAAGCGUGCCUAAUUCCAGAUAUUCAGCCUGCUCAGGUCUACCCUCUUCCCAAACAGCAGAACCUCCCAAAGAGGCCUACUAGCCUACCCUUAAACACCAAAAAUUCGACAAAGGAGUCUCGGCUGAAAUUUGGAGCGAAGCACAAAUCAAACUUGAAGCAAGUAGAAACUGGAGUUGCCAAGAUGAAUACUAUAAAUGCUGCAGAACCUCACUUAGUAACGGUUACCACAAAUGAAGUGGCAGGGAGGAGCCAUACAACAAACUCUCAUGCUGUGUCAACACAGUAUGUCAAUGGGACAGUGCAAUCAGGCCAAACCACUAGCUCAGGAACACACAGAGCCCAAGAAAUGUUGCAGCAUCAGUUCAGUGGAGAAGAUAGUCGUCUGACUAUCAAUUCAAGUCCUGAUGAACACGAGCCAUUAUUAAGAAGGGAGCAGCAAGUAAGCCAUGAUGAGGGCAUUCUCGAUCGACUGGUAGAUAGAAGAGAACGGUCACUGGAUAAUGGCCGGACCAAUACCAACAACAACAAUAGUAACAUGUAUCCAGAGCAAGGUGUUUCUACCCAAAGCAGCCAGAGAACGGCACCAAAUUCUGGACCGACCCACACUAAAAGAGCACAGAGGCCUAAUUCCCUGGAUCUUUCUGCCACAAAUAUUUUGGAUGGGUGUAAUAUUCAGUUGGGUGAAUCAUCUCUUGAGGGGAAAUCCGGCUCAGGAGAAAAGAUCAAGAAACGUGUGAAAACGCCUUAUUCCCUAAAGAGAUGGCGCCCUUCAACAUGGGUCAUCUCCACAGAACCCCUGGAUUGUGAGAUUAACAAUAAUGGGGGUGACAGGGUGGUUAGUUCUAAAUCCAGCACAGCUGUUUACCUUGGAGAAGGAGGUACCGCAACAACUAUGGUGUCUAAAGAUGCAGGAGUGAACUGUCUGUGAAUUGUUUAAAAGCUUACACAACUGACAUUUUUGCAUUCUGUUAAUGAACAUGCAGAAGACAUUUUAUAUUUAAAAAAAAAAACUUCCUGCUUUCUUCUGUCAGUACUCCUUACCAAGGACUUGCUUUAAAUAGAUUUCAGCUAUGCAGACAAUUUUUAGCUUACGCUUCCAUAAUUUUAAUUUUGCUCUUUUUUUUUUUUUACAUUUUUGCACUUUUUAUUUAGAAUUGCAAAACUACAUCUGUUCAUCCUUGACCAUGGAAUUAUAUAUGUAUGUAUCAAAUACUGUGGUCUCCCCAAAAAAUUUUUUUAAAUCAAAAACAAGAAAAUGUAUUGCUGAUAAUCAGUCUGGACCGGUUUCUAAAAGUCACUAAACAGCUAAGCCAGUGGACUGUGGUGGCGUCUGCUGUUCAUGGUUUGAAUUGUAUGCACAAAUCAUUUGUAUGUUUCUGUGUAACAGAGUGUAUUAUCUUUCAUACUUUAUAUUUUACACGUGUAUUAUGUUGAAAUGUGCAAUAGUCUGUAGUUCAUAAUAUACUUUGUGUUUCCAUUCCUA